This is a messenger RNA of Solanum lycopersicum (tomato), 2254 nucleotides long. Its product is annotated as chaperonin 60 subunit beta 4, chloroplastic. Gene Ontology annotation, molecular function: ATP binding; ATP-dependent protein folding chaperone. NCBI's taxonomy places the organism in Eukaryota, Viridiplantae, Streptophyta, Magnoliopsida, Solanales, Solanaceae. Gene Ontology annotation, cellular component: chloroplast stroma. The record is from RefSeq and is a predicted model, not a curated record. Gene Ontology annotation, biological process: protein refolding.
UAUCUUUUCUUAUCCCUCUAUUCAGUAGCCUUUAGCUAAAAAAAAAACAAAAAAAUGAGUUGUUCUUUGAAUCAUUUACCUGCAAUUACUUUGAAAAAUGGUUCAGUAAAUAGAAUUUCUAAAAGGGUUUCUUGUUCUAUGUUGAACACAAGAGCUAUGGCUAAAGAACUGUACUUUAAUCAUGAUGGUUCUACAACAAAGAAGCUUUUGGUCAUUAUGGGUGUCGAUUUGGUGGCAGAGCUGGUUGGUGUAACUUUGGGUCCAAAAGGAAGAAAUGUAGUUCUUGGAAAUAAGUAUGGUCCUCCAAAGAUUGUUAAUGAUGGUGAAACUGUUCUAAAAGAGAUUCAGCUGGACGAUCCUCUGGAAUAUGUGGGAGUAAAGUUGGUUAGAGAAGCUGGUGCCAAGACUAAUAAUCUUGCUGGUGAUGGUUGCACAACAUCUAUAGUGCUUGCUCGAGGUCUGAUUGCUGAAGGUGUCAAGGUUACUGCAAUGGGCGCAAAUGUUGUCCAAGUGUCUCGUGGAAUUGAGAAAACUGCUAAAGCCCUCAUUUCUGAGCUCAAGUUGAUGUCCAGAGAGGUUGAGGAUCACGAGCUGGAAGAUGUUGCGGCUGUUAGUGCUGGCAAUGACUAUGCCAUCGGGAACAUGAUCUCGGAAGCUCUUAGACAGGUCGGAAGAGAAGGAGUUGUCACAAUUGAGAAAGGCAACUCUACUAAAACCAAUCUAGAAGUUGUCGAAGGAAUGCAGUUUGAUCGUGGCUAUUUGUCACCUUAUUUUGUAACUGAUCGACGAAAGAGGAUUGCCGAGCUUCACGAUUGUAAGUUGCUUUUGGUCGAUAAAAAAAUUUCAAACCCGAAGGAGUUGGUUAAAAUUUUGGACAAUGCAGUAAAGGAGAAAUACCCGGUUUUGAUAAUCGCAGAGGGCAUUGAACAAGACGCUCUGGCUCCAGUGAUUAGGAACAAGCUCAGGGGUGUCCUAAAGGUAGCUGCAAUAAAAGCUCCAUCUUUCGGGGAGCGCAAGAGUCAUUACUUAGAUGACAUCGCUAUCUUGACUGGAGGAACUGUGAUCAGAGAUGACAUAGGGUUGACUCUCGAAAAUGCCCACAAGGACUUGUUGGGCAGUGCUUCAAAGGUGGUGAUUACGAAAGACUCUACACUGAUAGUUACUGAUGGAAAUACUCAAACAGCUGUUUCAAAGAGAGUUUCACAGAUACAAAAUCUUGUUGAGAACACAGAAGAAAAAUUCCAAAAGAAAAUCUUGAACGAAAGAAUUGCAAGAUUAUCCGGUGGUAUUGCCGUCAUUCAGGUGGGAGCACAAACACAGGUUGAGUUGAAAGAUAAACAACUACGGAUUGAGGAUGCGCUCAAUGCAGCACGGGCUGCUAGUGAGGAAGGAGUCGUAGUGGGCGGUGGCUGUUGUCUGCUGAGACUAUCAUCAAAGGUGGAUGCUAUCAAAGAAACGCUAGACAAUGAGGAUCAGAAGAUAGGAGCUGAUAUUUUCAAAAGAGCACUAUCCUAUCCGGCAAAACAGAUAGCAAAGAAUGCUGGUGUAAAUGGGAGCAUUGUUGUAGAGAAGAUAUUGUCAGUUGAUGACAUGAAAUAUGGAUAUAAUGCUGCAAGAGACAGAUAUGAAGAUUUGAUGGCUGCCAAAAUUUUAGAUCCUACAAAGGUUGUUAGAUGUUGCGUGGAGCAUGCAGCAGCAGUUGCCAAGACGUUCCUGAUAUCAGAUGCUGUUGUCAUUGACAUCCCCGGACCAGUAUCUAGACAAAUAAGACCACCAACACCACCACCGCCGCCAAUGCCAACUUUAGGGACUCCUCGUCCUACCAACAACUAUACGUAAAUGAUUUGUAGGUUCAAGGCUGUCUGGUCUAUCAGGUCUAAAGGCAACUGGUCUUUAAUUCAGAGAUGAAAGGAGAGAUAAAAGCUAAUUAUCUUGCUGGGAGCUAAAGAAGGUACUAGCUACUACUAGCUCAUCGUAACGAUGCCAACUUCUAACAAUAUCUUCCAUGAUUGAUGACGAAAACCUCUACCAUGAAGAAGUUUGAUCAUUUUCACCAUUAAGUAACAGAUUCGAGUUUCUCAUAUCUCCAAAGAGAACAAUACCGGAUCAUCAAACAACAGGAUUACUUGCUAGCUAGUAGCAGUAUGUACAUGUUAGAUGUUUUGCUUAAAGCUCAGAAAAUGCAUUUUGAACAAAUGUAUAUAUACAAAAUGAUCUUCUUAUGCCAGCAAUGUAAUUUAACUUGUUAUAGCAA